AUUUCGAUUGUAUAUCUGUAUAAAUUGAGCGUAAAACCAACUAGAAUUCUGCAAUAGUAAAGCAUAUCUUUAAAAGAAUACCUAAGCAUUGGUCCAAAGACAACAACUUCCCAAGAACAACACUAUAUAUUGUACAACAACAACAACAGUACAAAGUACAAUUAUAAUAAAUAAAGCAAAGAGAAGGAAAUAAGUGCUUCAGAAGAAGCAGGUCGUUGGUGAAUCAACCGAUUCUGCAUUUAUUACAUCACACGCGUAAACUACUUUGCUUCCUGUCUGGCAUCCUUCUCGAUUGACAUACAGACGUGCUGAAAAUGUUUAUUGAAGAUGACGCACAAAUGGAAAGCUUCUGGGUGCAGAGCGCGAUCGGUGCUAUCAAAGUGCUCGCUUUUGUGUGUGACAUAAUCACGUUGCCGGUAUAUUUGGUGUUGCAGCGACCAUGGAAGCGAAGAGAGGAGUCGCGACGCGUCAAGGCUGUUCCAGUUAAGAAAUUUGGCGCCGGCAUGGACGAGAAGCCGAGAUAUGCCGCAGAUGACAUUGAGGCGCGUGUUGUCAGUUCCGAUGAGCAUUCGUUGACCUAUCGCACUAUUGAACCGCCCCGCGAGGUACACGUGAAGAUGUUGCAAAAUAACAUCGACACACUAGAGAAGAUGUUCAACUAUGUGGCCAAGGUGCAUUCGAACAAACGUUGCUUGGGCACACGUCAGAUCCUCAGCGAAGAGGAUGAGGUGCAACCGAAUGGACGCAUCUUCAAGAAGUACAAUAUGGGCGAGUAUAAGUGGAAGAAUUUCAUUGAGACCGAUCGCAUGGCAACGUCCUUCGGUCGCGGUCUGCGCGAAUGUGGUCAGAGCGCCCGACAGAAUAUUGUUAUUUUUGCGGAGACGCGCGCCGAAUGGAUGAUUGCGGCGCAUGGUUGCUUCAAGCAGGCGAUGUCCAUUGUAACUGUAUAUGCCACACUAGGCGAUGAAGGCGUGGCGCAUUGCAUCAGCGAAACGGAAGUCACCACAGUGAUUACGUCGCACGAGCUGUUGCCUAAAUUCAAGCAGUUGCUGGAUAAAUGCCCCAAUGUAAACACCGUUAUCUACAUGGAAGAUCAGUUGCAUAAGACCGACACAACGGGCUUCAAGGACGGCGUACGCGUUCUCUCUUUUUCGCAAGUUGUGCGCAUGGGUCAGGAGAGCAAGUUUGAGAGCGUUCCACCCAAACCCGAGGACACAGCCAUUAUUAUGUAUACUUCCGGCUCGACAGGCACACCGAAGGGCGUGUUAUUGUCUCAUCAAAAUUGUAUUGCCACAAUGAAAGGUUUCUGUGACGUGGUGACCGUGAAGCCUGACGAUGUGCUGAUUGGCUUCCUGCCGCUCGCGCACGUGUUUGAAUUGCUCGCCGAGAGUGUUUGCCUGAUUACCGGCGUACCCAUUGGCUACUCCACGCCACUGACUCUAAUUGACACCAGCAGUAAGAUUAUGCGCGGCAGCAAAGGUGAUGCGACCGUCUUGAGACCCACAUGCAUGACUUCCGUGCCGUUAAUCUUGGACCGCAUCUCCAAGGGCAUUAACGACAAGGUUAAUUCGGGUUCUGCUUUCAAGAAGGCGCUCUUCAAAUUUCUGUAUCAGUACAAAGUGCAAUGGACGAAUCGUGGCUAUCAGACGCCGUUGAUUGAUAAAUUGGUUUUCCAGAAGGUCUCAAAAUUGCUUGGUGGUCGCGUGCGAUUGGUGCUCUCCGGCGGUGCGCCACUUUCACCCGAUACACAUGAACAAAUCAAAACAUGCUUAUGCGUAGAAGUAGUACAAGGUUACGGUCUAACGGAGACUACAUCGGGCGCCACGGUUAUGGACAACCGUGAUAUGACUUAUGGUCGCACUGGCGCACCGCUGACCGUCUGCGACAUACGUCUAGUCAACUGGGAGGAGGGCAGAUAUCGUAUUACAAAUAAACCAUAUCCACAGGGCGAAGUGCUAAUAGGCGGUGAUUGUGUAUCGAAAGGUUACUACAAAUUGCCCGACAAAACCGAUGAGGAAUUUUUCGAGGAGGAUGGCAAACAGUGGUUUAAGACUGGCGACAUUGGUGAAAUUCAUCCAGAUGGUGUACUUAAAAUCAUUGAUCGCAAGAAGGACUUGGUUAAGCUGCAGGCCGGCGAAUACGUGUCACUCGGCAAAGUUGAAUCCGAACUGAAGACUUGCCCAAUUGUGGAGAAUAUCUGCAUUUAUGGCGAUCCAACCAAACAGUUCACCGUGGCAUUGGUGGUGCCCAAUCACAAACAUCUCGAAGAAUUGGCCGAACGCAAUAGUUUAAAGUCCAAACCUUUUGACGAGUUAUGCACGUCGCCUAUUAUGGAGAAAGCGGUCCUAAAAGAACUAUCCGAACAUGCCAGGAAAUGCAAAUUGCAAAAGUAUGAAGUGCCCGCAGUGCUCACGCUCUGCAAGGAGGUUUGGUCACCUGACAUGGGUCUCGUUACGGCUGCUUUUAAGCUGAAACGCAAGGAAAUACAAGAAAAAUACCAACACGAUAUCAAACGCAUGUACGCGUCGUGAAAGUCAGUGUACUGAAUUGUGAUGUCGUCGAACAAAACUAAAAAUUUCUGUACAUUUUUCCGGCCAAUGGCAUUGCAAGCAAGUUGUAAGUUAAACUAAAUUUUAAUAUUUCAUGCUUAAUGAAAUAAUUAUGGCAAAAAAAAAUGUAAAAGCAAAAUAGUCAUGGCUUGUUAAAGGAGAAAUGUGCAACACUAAAAGGAGUAAACAAAGAAAAAAAAAGCAAAACCAAGAAAAAAUGAAAAAAAAAAUAAGCAAGCGA
This is a messenger RNA of Bactrocera tryoni, 2790 nucleotides long. RefSeq names its product long-chain-fatty-acid--CoA ligase 3 (gene Acsl). Lineage: Eukaryota; Metazoa; Arthropoda; Insecta; Diptera; Tephritidae. Bases 315 to 2531 code for a protein of 738 amino acids. The record is from RefSeq and is a predicted model, not a curated record. Gene Ontology annotation, cellular component: lipid droplet; plasma membrane; endoplasmic reticulum. Gene Ontology annotation, biological process: long-chain fatty-acyl-CoA metabolic process; long-chain fatty acid metabolic process; neuron differentiation. The transcript is spliced from 13 exons. Gene Ontology annotation, molecular function: palmitoyl-CoA ligase activity.